Messenger RNA from Talaromyces amestolkiae, 837 nucleotides. RefSeq lists its product as uncharacterized. Gene Ontology annotation, molecular function: oxidoreductase activity. The transcript has a single exon. The coding region runs from base 1 to 837 and encodes 278 amino acids. Lineage: Eukaryota; Fungi; Ascomycota; Eurotiomycetes; Eurotiales; Trichocomaceae. The record is from RefSeq and is a predicted model, not a curated record.
AUGCAGUUGACUAUACUGUCUGACAAGCUACCAACUCUGUCCGAAACCCAGUUCGCCCACGAGUUCCGUACCGUGCACGCCCAGCAGACGCGCGCUAUUGCUAUCAACCUUGGAAUCAUCCUCAAGUAUGUUCAAGGUCUAGCACUGCCCACCGUGGGACGUCCAAAGCUCAUCAAUCUACCAUUGGAAGAGCUUCAAUAUCGCUCUUUUGCGCAGCUGACCUGGCCAUCGCUUGAAGUCUUGCAGGGGUCUUUCUCCACUGAAGACUAUCGACAAAGCGCAGCAAAGCACCAGUUUGCGCGUCCCUUCCAACUUUUCUUGACUGAGCGAGAUGAGUCAUCGAUUUCUGCGAGCUUAAAUACUUCCUCGACCACCUUAACUGAAAUAGAGAAAACUGCAACACGCCUCGUGGUAACAGUUAUACCUAAAACUCUGUCAGAUAACGAAAACACAAAAUUCGAAGAGCAAUGGAGUCGCCAUGCACAGUGGGUAUGUUCUCUUGGAGCAUCGUACACGAGAUAUCGUGUCAUUCCCCUUGAUGAAACUCGAAGCCGAAAGAUAUUCGACGGAACCCCUUUUGAUCCUCGCCUCGUUGUCACUGCCGGGGGUUACGAUGAAUUCAUGUUCCAAAGCCAAGAGAAUGCUGCACAAUUUCUGGCGGAGCAUGGUCCGCAAUUGCGAUCAUCUUAUCUCGAAUUCGUAGACAUAGACCACUCUCAUGCUUAUGCUUUUGACCAUGUUGUACAAUUUGGGACUGAGGAUCGUGGGACAUGGCAGACUAUCUUUGGUCUACUAGUUGGAUCAGCUCUGCGCGUUAAGGUAUUUUUCGGUAUAUAG